GUCGUGAGUUCCACUCAGUCUCAGACUCAGCUGUGAAUUGUGAUCACCAUGCGUACUUGUGUGCUGCUCUGCGUUCUAGGAUGGGCUGCCGUGUACGGCAAACCCAAUAGCGACUGUACCACAGAGCUAGGCAAACUCAGGACCGAGUUGGAGUCGAUGAAGGAGAUGCUCAACACUCUUCAGAGCGAGAUCGUGGAGGUAGAGCACACAGCUCCACACAGCAGAGGAAAACGAGCUGGGAGUUACUUCUUAAGAGGACCUGUUGGACCCAUGGGCGCCCCAGGACCCAAGGGAGAGCCGGGUGCCCCAGGUGCUCCUGGACCUCAGGGUAAACAGGGAUACCCAGGAUUUAAGGGAGACACUGGUCCUCCCGGAGUUCCUGGAGAAGAAGGCGAACCAGGUAUGCAGGGACCUCAAGGUGACCAAGGUGUUCCAGGUGAAACCGGAGCCCCAGGUGUUCCAGGAGCCCCCGGACCACAGGGACCUCAAGGUCUUAAAGGAUACGAAGGAGCAGUAGGAGAGCCUGGUGCCCCCGGAGAGCAGGGACUUCCAGGAGAUCAGGGAGAGCCAGGGCUACCAGGACCAAUGGGACCCAUGGGACCACAGGGAGAGAAAGGAGACGUUGGAUACCCAGGUAUGCCAGGUGAGCCAGGGCCUCAGGGUCCCGCAGGUGAGACUGGACCACAAGGACCAGAUGGACCGCCAGGGCCACGUGGACCUCAAGGAUACCAGGGCGCCCAAGGUGCACCAGGAGUUCCAGGAGAGAAGGGAGAACGCGGGCCCCAGGGAGCCACAGGGCGACCAGGCAUGCCCGGGCCAGCACAGUUUGCUGCGGCAGCUCCAAUUAAAGACGCGUCUUAUUAUGCACAAGCACAAGCUCAGGCCCGUAGAAGAAACUACAAAGGUUAAAUAGUGUUAGAAUAUGAAAAUUCCAAAUUAGCUUUAUUAAAAAAAAUUCCAUCCAAGCUUGUUAUUUUUUGGCAUUUAAUUUAUUAGUUUAAUUAGAUGUGCUUGGGCUAGCCCAGUUUGUGGGUUAUGUGAGCUAUGAUUGUGGCGAGGUACAAAAAAAAAGUGUGAGAAAAAGUUAAAUAAAAAACAUUAAAACUA
Messenger RNA from Saccostrea cuccullata (small rock oyster), 1107 nucleotides. Its product is annotated as collagen alpha-1(XXIII) chain-like. The record is from RefSeq and is a predicted model, not a curated record. The coding region runs from base 49 to 909 and encodes 286 amino acids. Gene Ontology annotation, molecular function: extracellular matrix structural constituent conferring tensile strength. Gene Ontology annotation, biological process: extracellular matrix organization. The transcript is spliced from 4 exons. NCBI's taxonomy places the organism in Eukaryota, Metazoa, Mollusca, Bivalvia, Ostreida, Ostreidae.